This is a messenger RNA of Parastagonospora nodorum SN15, 615 nucleotides long. RefSeq lists its product as hypothetical. The transcript has a single exon. Lineage: Eukaryota; Fungi; Ascomycota; Dothideomycetes; Pleosporales; Phaeosphaeriaceae. The coding region runs from base 1 to 615 and encodes 204 amino acids. The record is from RefSeq and is a predicted model, not a curated record.
AUGUGGAGCUCACCUAUUGCAACGUUCAGCAGCUUAAUUCUCAUCGCAUCCGUGUUAGCAACAUGUCUGGGUAUGCCUCAAGCUGCAUCAACCUCCACCGCCGUGCCAACCGCUUCGCCAAUACCGUGGUCGACAAAGAUAGAAGCAUUUGAAACCUACGUCCUCGAACAGCCCGAUCAAAAUGCUAGCAAAGGUUUUGGUCGCGGCCCAUUUCUUCGCAAGACAUUCGACGACGGUGCAUGUCUCCAAAUCGGCCUCUACGAUUGGGACUGCAACCAUGAGAUUCCCUACAAGAUGCGCGGCAUCGCGAAGUGGCUCCAUGACAACAUCUCUCGUGAUACUGAUCCAAUAUGGGACACGUACCGAUACUAUGUAUAUGGAUACUAUGCGGACCCUGAAGAUGGUUGGAACUUCUACGGAGCGUCAAGAUUGUCAUUUGGUGCUUGCGGAAACCGAGGUCCACAAAGCAGCUGUGGCGUAACCUACUGCGUCGAUCAAAAUGGGACGACAGUGGGGCAGCCAGAGCUGGUACCAGAGGGACAGACACCGUGGAUGGACCCGAAUGAUAGGAAUAGGUUAUGUCCGUGGCUGCGACACAACAAGAGUGCUGGGUAA